This is a messenger RNA of Pecten maximus, 2886 nucleotides long. Its product is annotated as 39S ribosomal protein L22, mitochondrial-like. Gene Ontology annotation, molecular function: structural constituent of ribosome. The record is from RefSeq and is a predicted model, not a curated record. Gene Ontology annotation, biological process: translation; ribosome assembly. The transcript has 6 exons. Lineage: Eukaryota; Metazoa; Mollusca; Bivalvia; Pectinida; Pectinidae. Gene Ontology annotation, cellular component: mitochondrial large ribosomal subunit; ribosome. The coding region runs from base 27 to 749 and encodes 240 amino acids.
AAUAAUUUUUGUUUUGAUCAACAUCAAUGGAACGCUUGAAAAAAUCAGAACCGGUGACCCUUUGGUGCAGCAUGUUGAACUUGACACGGACAGUGAUAGCGACAACUGAGAGACAACUUGCUAACCUAAUCCAAAGAUACAUACCAGUCUCAGGAGCAGCGAUCCAGAAUCAAUGUAACAAGGAAAUCCACAGCAGUGCUGUGGUCCAGGCUGAGUUUGACAGAAGGACAGAACCUAAAUUAGGACGGUUUGAUGUCCCAAAGAAAAAAUGGAUCAGGAACAAUGAUGUUGUCUAUCCACCUCAGCUGCCUGGGGAACCAAGGCGGCCAGCGGAUGUUUGUCAUGCCAGAAUGAAUAUCAAAUAUUCUAGAGACAAGUUAUGGUACACAGCAGGAAUGAUUCGUGGGAUGACCAUAGAUGAAGCGAUAAAGCAACUGUCUUUUAGCCCACAUAAAGGAGCACAUAUAGUCUUAGAGGUGCUUAAGGAAGCUCAGCAAAUAGCUGUUGAAGACCAUAAUGUAGAAUUCAAAUCUAAUCUAUGGAUCGAGGAAUCCUUCGUAAAUUCAGCAAUGAAAAUAAAGUAUAUGACAGGAUCAAAACGUGUGAAUUUGAGUUCUUGCCAUUAUUAUGUUCGCCUAUCAGAGGGCAAACCACCAAAACAUUACUUUGAACCGGAGAAAACAGGUUAUCAGAAAAUGGAAGAAUAUAUCAAAAACCAGCGAGAAAGAAACAUCAAGUGGUCACUUUGAUCACUUAUUUUAAAGAGAUGCCAUGGAUUGUUUUCUGUACUGUAAAUACUCUGUGUUUACAGGGAUAUUGUACCUGGGAGGGAUUCCUCUUUAUGUCGCCAUUUUUUAGAGACUUAUUCAGAGGAGAAAUUCGCUGUGACAACAAUUAAUAUCAUCUUACUGAUUACCAGGUCCGAUCAACACUAGACGAAUUGAUAAUGGAAGGUUACUACACUAAUGAAGCUGAGGUUGCAGAAAGUAUCCAUCAUCCAUCCAUCGCCUGUACCGCGAACUACCAUACAGAAAUAAGUCUACAUGGUCAGUGGUAUUCUACCUAAGUUGGGUAUGUGGCAUCCCUGUGCCAAAUGGAUUCAGCAUUGUUAAAGUGAAAGGUGAAGUGUGAUAGGAUCAUGUAGAGGGAACUCCAUGAUGACCAACCUGUCAGGUGAUUUUUAAGAACAAUUUGAAAUUUUUCUCAAGUUCCACCAGGCUUAUUCUAAAACAACUAAGCUACAAAUAAUCCCACAGUUUACAGCAAUUGUUAUGACAUAAAGUAACAUGAUGUAAUGUCUACAAACCACAAUUGUUGAAAGGUUUGGAAAGGCAGAAUAAAAACAGAUGGGUGUUUUAUUGUGUGAUGAUUAUAUUAAUAAACAAAUACAUGUAUUCUAUAAAAAGUUAUAAAAAGCUGUUGUUUUUUAAUCAAAUAACAAUGUACAGUGCAACUUCCGAAAACCGAACCCACCUCUGAAUACCAAACAAAUUGUCAUUGUACGAAAUUGGUCCUUCUUUAUUAUAGUAUUAAAAAACUUCCAAAUACCGAUCCCUCUGAAUUCCGAACACCGGACCGAUUUUGUGUCCGGUUCCUGUUAAAAUAUACCAAAAAUUACUUCUGAAAACUGGCCUUACCUGAGUGAUUAUGACACGAGGUCAGGCCAGUCAACCGUGAAACAACACCUGUGAUGGGUAUUGUGUGAAGCCUAAUUGUCUCGGGAUCUACAUAUACAUUUAGGUGAUUUGUACAGGUAUCCAAUAUAUACCCCAAGGGGGCAUUAUGACUGUAGGUCACACUUCAUUGAAGUGCGGCGGUUUGAUUAUCUUCUCAAUGCAAGUAGAGCUAGAAGCCCGAUCGCAAGUUUCGCAUCUUAUUUAAAUGAGGCCCAAAGGGGGUCUUUUUUGCAUGGUCAUAAAUGAAGCCCGUGAUUUUUUUUAGACAAUACCGAUGUCGCAGAAAUACGACCAGUAUCAAGUGAUCAAUUGUAAUUAAUAUUGAAACAAAAAAUCUAAACACCCUUUCAUAUUAUUCACUGUGUAAAAUAUUCUGUAUCGGCCCCAUCCACAUGACGAAGCUUCACCGGAUGUAACAAAAUGUACAUUGAUCGUAAAGUGCAGUUGUCCAUGUAAAAAUACUGUUUAAAACUACAGUUAUAGUUAUUUGUCUUUCUUAUAUAAUCUGCAAUAUAUACAUUGAUUAAUUUUCAUAAUAUUCAUAUUAUUCAGACAAACCAAAUUUUCUACAUACGUACGUGCCGGUUUGUAAUCGGGUACAUUCUAACAAAACAUCGCCACGAACAAAUUAUAUCCGGACUUUGACAGGUCAUUAUUCUAUCAACUUCUCCAAACCGAACCCUCUGUAAACCGAACAAAUAUCCAUGUCCCAUGUAUGUUCGGUUUAUAGAGGUUCCACUGUAAUUGCAUUCACUGACAUACUUGUGUAUGUGUAAACAUGUUCUGUUCUAAAUUAUUAUACUCUACUUGAUACUAUAUGAGUUUAAUAUGUGCUCACAAAGAAAGCCAUAAGAGUAAUAAAUAUUUAGUCGUUGAUGUGUCGGACGUUGAUGGUACCCCGAAAGUUUUCUGAAAUAUCUGCUUCAAAAUGAAGACACUAAAGUGAUAACUAGACAAUUGUAUUUAUAAAAAGAAAGGUGACCUUGAUCAUAGCUCUGAUACAAAUUAUUACAAUUACAUGUACAACCAGUUUUUCUCUAUAUCUUAUGAAUUGAUACUUUGUUGUAAUGAUCAAACAUCAUAAGUCAUUCUAUACAAAUCUGGGAAAUUUCAUCAAACAAUAUUCUACAGUGAGGAAUUUUAGUCCGUGUACAUCUGAACAAAGCAUGAAGACAGAAAAUCACAUAGACAAUAAAGACAAACUACUGAU